Molecule: messenger RNA, 1887 nt
Organism: Penicillium macrosclerotiorum
Lineage: Eukaryota; Fungi; Ascomycota; Eurotiomycetes; Eurotiales; Aspergillaceae
Product: DNA topoisomerase 3
Exons: 7
Coding region: 1-1887 (628 amino acids)
Biological process (GO): DNA topological change
Cellular component (GO): nucleus
Molecular function (GO): DNA topoisomerase type I (single strand cut, ATP-independent) activity; DNA binding
Source: RefSeq, a predicted model, not a curated record
AUGACCCGAAAGAUUCUGUGUGUGGCAGAGAAGCCUGCCAUUGCUCGUGCCGUGGCCACGCAUAUGUCAGGCGGCUCUUUUCAAACCCACUCGAUCCGCGGAAACCAGUAUGUGAAGAACUAUGAAUUCAAUUUCAAUUUUGGUCCACCCUGGGGCGAUUGCACAGUGACUAUGACUAGUGUGAUUGGCCACCUUACCGGGUUGGACUUCGAACGUCAAUACAAGGGCUGGAUGUCCUGUCCGCCGGGGGCUCUCUUCGAAGCUCCAGUGCAGGAAGAUGUCGAUAAGGACAAAAUGCCGAUUGCAGAGAACAUUCGGAACCAAGCCAGAUACAGCAAAGCCCUCUUUAUCUGGACCGAUUGUGAUCGAGAAGGUGAGCACAUCGGCACUGAAGUCCGAAACCAGGCCAAGACUGGAAAUGCUCGUAUUGAAGUCAAGCGAGCAAAAUUCAGCAAUACAGAGAGAGCACAUGUUCUUCGCGCUGCACGGGAGCCGGUGGAGCUCGAUGAGUAUCAGGCCAAUGCUGUUGCUGCUAGAAUUGAGCUCGACCUGCGGAUUGGCGCAGCCUUUACUCGCUUACAGACCCUUCAGCUUCAAGCUGUGGUUGCGGUCUUAAAAGAGAAGGUCAUCAGUUACGGUUCGUGCCAGUUUCCCACCCUGGGGUUUGUAGUUGAUAGAUAUCUGCGGGUUCAAAACUUCAAGCCCGAGAAUUUCUGGGGCAUCAAGGUCACACUCAAACGAGAUGAUAAGAAGGUCAAUUUUCUUUGGAACAGGGGCCAUCUUUUUGACCGAGCAAUCGUAACGAUGAUGUUGGAGCGAUGUUUGACAGCCAAAACUGCAAAGGUCGUCAAAGUGAACCAAAAGCCAAAGAGCAAAUGGCGGCCUCUACCCCUGACAACUGUGGAUCUUCAAAUGAUGGGCAGUCGAUUCCUCCGUUUAGACAGUCAAACUAUUAUGAAGGUGGCAGAAGCGCUUUACACAAAGGGCUUCAUUAGCUAUCCGCGAACGGAGACGGAUCAGUUUGACAAGGCGAUUGAUCUCAAAAAACUGGUCGAGAAGCAGUUUCCAGACAGCUCGUGGGGCCAGUACGCUAAGGAUCUCAUUAAUGGUAAAUUCAGAACUCCUAGAUCUGGACGCCAUAAUGAUAAGGCCCACCCGCCCAUCCACCCAGUCAGUUGGGUCUCGCCAAGCCAGCUGAACGCAAAUGAAAAGAAAGUUUACGAGUUUGUGGUCCGCCGCUUUCUGGCCUGCUGCUCAGACGACGCAAAGGGUCAAGGCACUGACAUCGAGAUCCAAUACGGCGAGGAAAUGUUCCACACGAAUGGCCUGAUUGUGCUAGAAAGGAACUAUCUCGAUGUUUACGUUUACGACAAGUGGGAAAGUAGUCAACAGCUACCCCAUUUUGAGAAAGGCGAAGUCUUCGAGCCUACCGAGGCCAAUAUAUUUGAAGGCAAAACCACAGCCCCAAAUUACCUGACUGAGCCAGAACUCAUUGGGCUCAUGGAUGCCAACGGUAUUGGUACCGAUGCUACCAUGGCCGAACACAUUGCCAAAAUCAAAGAACGUGAAUACGUCGUCGUACACCCACGAGGAAGUGGUCGCAGCAAAGUAGAAGAACUCAUCCCAACGCGACUGGGUGUUGCGCUUGUCGAAGGGUAUGAUAAUGUUGUGACAGGUCUGCCAAACAGCAUCUCCCUUAGUAAACCCUUCUUGCGAAAGGAAAUGGAAUUGCGGAUGUUAGAGAUUUGCGCUGGAACGAAGACUCGUCAAGAAGUUGUGCAACAGAGUCUGGAUAUGUACCGGGAGGUCUUCAUCCAUACCCAGCGGCGUAUUGAGAUGCUUAAAGCUGCGUGUCGGAAAUAUCUUACCGAUGGAGCGGCUACAUGA